AUGGCUCUCUUCAUGGAUACAGACUUCCCUUUACUCAGACAGAAGCAACAAAAAGAUUUCAUGGACCUCAAAAGUUUAUUUGGAGAACAGGAUAAUUGGAAAGAUGGCACCAGUGAGAGUGUGGAGUCAUCUCCAGAGCCCUCAGACAGAGCAGCAGCUUUGAUGGAAGGUCAGAGGAAAAGAAAGCGGACAAUCUUUACCCGCGCCCAGCUGUCAGAACUGGAGCAGGCCUUUGCUGUGACCCCGUACCCAGACAUCACCCUGAGGGAGAGACUGGCAGCAAACACCCACCUGCCAGAAAGCAAGAUACAGGUUUGGUUUCAGAACAGAAGAGCCAGAAGUAUCAAGACUGGGAUAGUGUCCAAGUCCACCAAAAUGGCCCUUGGAGGUCGAGGGCAUAUGGGGCCAAAUGCCAGGCUAAUGACGUCCUCUUUCCACACUUCUGCCACCCUGGCAGACAGAUUCAGGUCCGAGCAAAACCACCCCGGUGAAAAUGCUCCACAGAUUUAUCCAGACUGGAUCCAAAUCUACAACAACCCAGCAUUGUCAUCACCGUCUUCAUCAUCCAUCCACCAGCAGCCUUUAGUGUGCUCCCCCAAGGUCUCUGAGUCUUGUCUCUGGGAGGAGGAGCGCCAGAGACAGCACCUCAGGCAUCUCCCCACUUUCAUUCACCAGCCUAUCAAGCAGCCUCGCCACUCAGAUUCCUCCAGGUUCUACAGGGAUGUCAGCUUCACCCAGACCUUCAGGAACCUGAAGCCACAGAAUUUGGGUCCACCUGGGGUUCAUCAGGCUGUGUAUGCAUCCAGCAGCACUGGAGGUGGAGGUCAUGCCUCUGUUGACCAGGUAGUCCCUUCUCAAUCAAUGUACUGGGAUAUCACCCAAGGCCAAGGACCCCACCACCACCUACAAAUGGGACCACAAACCUCUAUGGGCUACAUCUCAGAUCUCAUCUACAAUGCUGCUAUUGUCACCAACUUUCUGGAUUUCUGAUCAGUUUUGUAGCAAAGAAUGAACUAUUUUGGAUAAUUUUGCAAACAGCACUUCUAUUUCUGCUACAUCAUGUUUGUCCCAUCAAACAAUAGGGUUUAAACUAGAAGGACUUGAAUUAGAGU
Molecule: messenger RNA, 1112 nt
Organism: Thalassophryne amazonica
Lineage: Eukaryota; Metazoa; Chordata; Actinopteri; Batrachoidiformes; Batrachoididae
Gene: sebox
Product: SEBOX homeobox
Exons: 3
Coding region: 1-990 (329 amino acids)
Molecular function (GO): DNA binding
Source: RefSeq, a predicted model, not a curated record